AUGAUGCUGUUCGGACCAGUGUGGAUGCUCGCUUUAGCAGGAAUUUGUUCUUGCUCUGGCCUAGCCGAUGAGAAAGUGGACGUCUGUGCUCUUCCUCCGGAAGUGGCUGGUGACGGAUCUGGUUUCGAAGCGUGGUAUUACGAUACAAAUGUCGGUAAAUGCUCAAAGAUGUUCUCGAAGCAUACCAAUUCGAGGCCUGGAUUAAACCGAUUCGAUAACGAGACUCAAUGCAAUGUCAAAUGCAGACCUGACGUACCCAGCUUCUGUUUCGAAAAACUUGAUAACGGCAUCCGCCAAGGCUCGAAGUCCAUGUGGACUUAUAAUUCUGACCUCUCACAAUGCGUCCAGUUUCAAUGGAGCGGAGGUGAAACAGAAGGGAAAAACGUGUUUCGUUCAAAUCAAGAUUGCCUAAAGAAGUGUGAAAUUCCUGACCUCGGUGAUUGCUCAAUGCCACCAACAAGAAUAUGCAAGAGAAACGAUGAUGAAUGGUAUCGGUUUGAUCAGAGGACGCAUACUUGCCGGCCUUUGGAAUUUCUCGAAUGUCCGAAUCGGGAGGGCAAUACAUUUGGUUCGUUUUACGGAUGCAACCAGCGGUGUGGGAGAUUUGUAAGGAACAAAUGCGGGAUGCCAAUACAAAACAUGAGUAUUUGCGCUACUGUCAGUACAAGGUACGGCUACAAUGCAAUUCAGCAAAUGUGUGAGGAGUUUCAAGGCUGUGACGAUGGCGGAAAUAGCUUUCCUUCCGCUGAAAUGUGUUGGAAAACUUGUGCCCAAAACACAAGAAGCCCGUGUGUAAUGCCUCCUGACUUCAACUAUUACGGAUUCUUUUCGAGAUAUUAUUACGAUAUUAAAACUAACAGAUGUCAAGGCUCAAGUAUAUCGGGUAAAGGAGUUCCUGGAAACACAAAUUUAUUUUGGUCAAUGGAGGACUGCAAAAAAACUUGCAUAGCAAAGCAUCAACCUGGAAUGAAAUAUUAA
Molecule: messenger RNA, 978 nt
Organism: Ixodes scapularis (black-legged tick)
Lineage: Eukaryota; Metazoa; Arthropoda; Arachnida; Ixodida; Ixodidae
Product: papilin-like
Exons: 7
Coding region: 1-978 (325 amino acids)
Molecular function (GO): serine-type endopeptidase inhibitor activity
Source: RefSeq, a predicted model, not a curated record